Nycticebus coucang (slow loris) is the source of this 1830-nucleotide messenger RNA. RefSeq names its product DNA nucleotidylexotransferase-like. The transcript is spliced from 2 exons. The record is from RefSeq and is a predicted model, not a curated record. The coding region runs from base 1 to 1524 and encodes 507 amino acids. Gene Ontology annotation, biological process: double-strand break repair via nonhomologous end joining. Lineage: Eukaryota; Metazoa; Chordata; Mammalia; Primates; Lorisidae. Gene Ontology annotation, cellular component: nucleus. Gene Ontology annotation, molecular function: DNA nucleotidylexotransferase activity; DNA binding; DNA-directed DNA polymerase activity.
AUGCGAGUGCCAGGCCAGUGCAGCUGUGCUGGGGGAAGUGGAGGAUAUUACCCCCUCCCAACACUCCCUCGACUCUGCCCAUCCAAAAGCCUGGAGAGGGCCCCAGCUGCCGCUGCCCGACCACACGCUCGGGGCUGCAGAGCCAAAGGAGCUGAGCAAGCUGCAGACAGGAACUUUACUCCCCUGAUCACUGAUUCUGUCACCCACAUUAUAGCAGAGAACAACUCGGGUUCAGAUGUUCUGGAGUGGAUUCAGGCACAGAAAAUAAAAGCUGGCUCACAGAUGGAAGUCCUUGAUGUCUCCUGGCUGAUAGAAUGUAUGAGAGCAGGGAAACCGGUGGAGAUGACCGGAAAACACCAGCUUGUUGUGAGAGGAGACUAUUCACCCAGCCCCCACCCAGGCCCCCAGACGACUCCACCCCUCACUGUACAAAAGAUCUCACAGUAUGCCUGUCAGAGAAGAACCACUUUAAACAACUGUAACCACAUGUUCACGGAUGCCUUUGAAAUACUGGCUGAAAAUUAUGAGUUUAGAGAAAAUGAAAGCUCCUCUGUGACAUUUAUGAGAGCAGCUUCUGUUUUGAAAUCUCUGCCAUUCACAAUCAUCAGUAUGAAGGACACAGAAGGAAUUCCCUGCCUGGGUGACAAAGUGAAGUGUAUCAUAGAGGAAAUUAUUGAAGAAGGAGAAAGUUCUGAAGUUAAAGCUGUGUUAAAUGAUGAACGAUACCAAUCCUUCAAACUCUUUACUUCUGUGUUUGGAGUAGGGCUGAAGACCUCUGAGAAGUGGUUCAGGAUGGGCUUCAGAACUCUGAGUAAAAUAAGGUCGGACAAAAGCCUGACAUUUACACGAAUGCAGCAAGCAGGAUUCCUCUAUUAUGAAGACCUUGUCAGCUGUGUGACCAGGGCAGAAGCAGAGGCCGUCAGCGUGCUGGUUAAGGAGGCCAUCUGGGCAUUUCUUCCGGAUGCCUUCGUCACCAUGACAGGAGGUUUCCGGAGGGGUAAGAAGAUUGGGCACGAUGUUGAUUUUUUAAUUACCAGCCCAGAAUCAACAGAGGAAGAAGAGCAACAACUUUUACAUAAAGUAAUGGACUUAUGGGAAAAGAAGGGAUUACUUUUAUACUGUGACCUUGUGGAGUCAACAUUUGAAAAGCUCAAGUUGCCUAGCAGAAAGGUUGAUGCCUUGGAUCAUUUUCAAAAAUGUUUUCUGAUUUUAAAAUUGCACCAUCAGAGAGUGGUAGACAGUGAGCAGUCCAGCCAGCAGGAAGGAAAGACCUGGAAGGCCAUCCGUGUGGACUUAGUCGUGUGCCCCUAUGAGCGCCAUGCCUACGCUCUGUUGGGAUGGACUGGCUCCCGGCAGUUUGAGAGAGAUCUGCAGCGCUAUGCCACCCAUGAGCGGAAGAUGAUGCUGGAUAACCACGGUUUAUGGGACAAGACCAAGAGGAUAUUUCUCAAAGCAGAAAGUGAAGAAGAAAUUUUUGCACAUCUGGGAUUGGAUUACAUUGAACCAUGGGAAAGAAAUGCCUAGGAAAAAGUUGUCUACAUUUUCACCCAUUCUCUUCAAGUUAAAUAAAUUGUGCUUCAUAUUAGUAAAAGAUGCCUUAGGAAAGUUCAAGAUUCUUCAGGUCUUACUGAAAUGUAGGUUGCUACUAGAAAUAAAUAGCUUAAUUACUAGUAUAUAGAGAACUUAAAAAAAUUAAUAGCUUUGAAAACAUGGUAAGGCAUCUCCUGGUAAUGAGUUAUGUUCUAAUAGGCCAUUAGUAUGACUGCUGCAUAAAAUCAUGAUGUAUUUUUUAACAGAAAUGGUGUUAUCAUUGGUGGCUUAUCCAGAGAA